Messenger RNA from Zeugodacus cucurbitae (melon fly), 951 nucleotides. Its product is annotated as histone H1. Gene Ontology annotation, cellular component: nucleus; nucleosome. Gene Ontology annotation, molecular function: nucleosomal DNA binding; double-stranded DNA binding. Bases 159 to 758 code for a protein of 199 amino acids. The transcript is spliced from 2 exons. The record is from RefSeq and is a predicted model, not a curated record. Lineage: Eukaryota; Metazoa; Arthropoda; Insecta; Diptera; Tephritidae. Gene Ontology annotation, biological process: nucleosome assembly; chromosome condensation; negative regulation of DNA recombination.
GAAAAGUGUAUGGCCAUGAGAAUACAGUUCACAAAAGUAUAUGAAAUUGAAGAAAUACAAAUGUCUUCAAUAUUUCUAAAUAUCGUAUAAAGCUUUCCACUUUUAUGCAUACAAACACAUAUUUUUUCUAAGAAUUUUUACCAGAAACUGGAAACGAAAUGACAACGCAAGAUGAAAUGGGUGUAUUCUCCAACAGUUGGAUUCAAAUUGGUGCACUAAUGCCGAAGCCAAGCCAAACAGCGCCCAAAGCGCGUUUGCCGCCGAAGUCAAAACGUAACCACAAACAACGUGCGAUAGCAACCAGAACAAUGGUCAGAACAGCUAUUAAAACACUCAUGCGCAAUCCACGUGCUGGCGUCUCGUUUAUGGCAAUUAGAAAAUUUAUCGAAGAAAACUAUUAUAAGGAUUCAGAUCCGCCUGUCCACCGGCGUUUGAACUUCGUCAAACGUUACAUUAGGAAAUCACUUGAGAAAGGUGAGCUCAUACGUACGAAAGGCAAUGGCGUAUGCGGUUCAUUUCGUUUACCGCGCACGAAGCGCAGACAUAAGAAGAAGUCGUCGAACAAAAAGAAAGUAAAAAUCACGAAACGAAAACGUAAAGUCAAUAGCGUCAAAGUCAUACGAAAAAAAGUUAGAAAACAAUUGAAGGAGAUGGAAUUAAAUGGUGUGUUAUAUGAUGAGCAAUUGAGCGCCGAGAAGGUGGCUGUUGAGGCAAAUGUAGAUCCGAAGAAGGCAAUGCCCAAAGUUGUGAGUAAAUAGAAUAUCACUUGAAUGGUAAUCCAUCGCUGUUGUAGCUGAAGCUGCAAGAAAGAUUUUAUUGUGCGACGAUUUAAAAAUAUAUAUUUUUUAUAAAAAAAAAAUCACUUUAUUUUAUUGAAUUUACGAUUAUAUUUUGCUAAUAUAUAAUAAAUAUUUUCAACUAUUUCUGAUAAAUGGAAAACGUAUUAAAUAA